Eutrema salsugineum is the source of this 1395-nucleotide messenger RNA. RefSeq names its product activator of 90 kDa heat shock protein ATPase homolog. Gene Ontology annotation, cellular component: cytosol. Gene Ontology annotation, biological process: protein folding; positive regulation of ATP-dependent activity. The record is from RefSeq and is a predicted model, not a curated record. The coding region runs from base 182 to 1261 and encodes 359 amino acids. Gene Ontology annotation, molecular function: protein-folding chaperone binding; ATPase activator activity. The transcript is spliced from 3 exons. Lineage: Eukaryota; Viridiplantae; Streptophyta; Magnoliopsida; Brassicales; Brassicaceae.
AAAAAAAGAAGGGAGCUUUUCUAGAGGCUUCGUUUUUCUAAUUUAUUUAUUUAUCUAGCUUCUCCUAGUUUCAGCUGCUGCUGCUUCUCCCCAAAUCUUAGCGAAUUCGACUUCUCAAGCUUCGCUCUCAGUAGCUGAAUAUCUCAAAUCAAUCCUUCUAGGUUAAGUUCCUAAUCCGGCCAUGGCAAAGUUCGGCGAAGGUGACAAGCGAUGGAUCGUGGAGGACAGACCCGACGGCACCAACGUCCAUAACUGGCACUGGGCCGAAACCAAUUGCCUUGAGUGGUCUCGAAAUUUCUUCAACAAGCAGUUCUCCGGCGCUGUAAUCCUCUCCGGCGAGGGAAAUCUGUUCAUCAAGGUCAGUAAGAUCGAGAAGGUCGAUGGCGAGGCUUACGUGAAUGUACGCAAGGGGAAGAUUAUCCCUGGCUACGAGCUUAAUGUCUCUCUCUCCUGGGAAGGUGAGGCCAAGGAUUCCGAAGGGAAGACGCUGCUGAAGGCGGAUGGAUCUGUGGAGAUGCCCUAUAUCUCCGAUGAGAAUGCCGAUGAGGAUCCGGAGAUUAGGUUUUCGAUCAAGGACGAAGGGCCAAUCGGAAAGACCUUGAAGGAGGCGAUGGUGUCGAAAGGGAAAUCAAUUAUUCUGGAGAAAGUUAGGGUUUAUGUGGAUGCAAUGGCGAAAGGAGGUCCAUGCAGGGACGAGCUAGAAUCUAAGAAAGUAGCGCCGAAACCGGCAGUGGCUGGAGCAGCUACAGUGGCGACGGAAAAGUCCGGUGCUUCCCCGGCUGUAGCUGCUGCGGCGGAGACUAAGGUAGUGAAGGAGAAGAAGAAGGCGAAGACUAAGGAAGGGUUCAAGACAAUUACUAUGACUGAGAAGUUUAACUGCAGAGCUAAGGAUUUGUUUGAGAUCUUAAUGGACGAGAAUCGUUGGAAAGGUUUCACACAGAGCAAUGCUAAGAUCAGUAGAGAUGUGAAUGGGCCGAUUAGUGUUUUCGAUGGGUCGGUCACUGGAAUGAAUCUGGAGCUAGAAGAAGGCAAAUUGAUUGUCCAGAAGUGGAGAUUUGGGAGCUGGCCUGAUGGUCUUGAUUCAACGGUGAGGCUCACUUUCGAUGAGCCUGAACCAGGAGUCACCAUAGUCAAUCUUACUCACACUGACGUUCCUGAAGAAGACAGAUAUGGGAAUGCUACUGUGGUGGAAAACACUGAGCGAGGAUGGAGAGAUCUUAUAUUCCACAGGAUCCGUGCAGUUUUUGGCUUUGGAAUAUGAUUUAUGGUUUUGAUUAUCAAAUUCGCAAUGCUUCAUCUGUAAGGUGAUUAUGAUUUCAAUUCAAACAAGGACUAAUAAACAAUGCAAAAUGUAUGAUUUUUAUUUUUUCACUUUUUAGUUAAUGCAUUUCGGAA